GAGACACUCUUCAACUGCUCAUUCUGAGCCUACUGCAGAAGAAUCUUCAGCUGCAGCACCAUGAACCAAAGUGCUGUUCUUAUUUUCUGCCUUAUUCUUCUGACUCUGAGUGGAACUCAAGGAAUACCUCUCUCCAGAACUGUUCGCUGUACCUGCAUCAAGAUCAGUGACAGACCUGUUAAUCCGAGGUCCUUAGAAAAACUUGAAAUGAUUCCUGCAAGUCAAUCUUGCCCACAUGUUGAGAUCAUUGCCACAAUGAAAAAGAAUGGGGAGAAAAGAUGUCUGAAUCCAGAGUCUAAGACCAUCAAGAAUUUACUGAAAGCAAUUAGCAAAGAAAGGUCUAAAAGAUCUCCUCGAACACAGAGAGAAGCAUAAUCACGGCACUACUGAUAAGGAUGGGCCGGAGAGAAUCUACCUCUGCCAUCAUCUCUCUACAUACACCAUACAUCAAGCCCUAACUGUCCAUGGAUUGCAGUCACCAAGUUAGCUGCUCCCACACUUGCAGGGCAGCAGAUGGUUCAUCAUCCCGAGCUGUUGAGCAGUAACUCUGCCCAGGCACUAUACUAUAAGCUACACUGAGGUGCUACAUUCUUAGUGAAUGUGCCAAGUCCUGGCCCUGCUACUGACACUUUCCUCACCUUUCCUAUCGUCUGGUUAUUAAGGGAUCAUUCCACUUUGGGACUUAAUCGAAGUUCUUAGAAUCUCAAAUAACCAAGAGGUAUUUAAAACAAUAAUAAAACCUGCUUUUUAAAGAAAGAUCUUUACUCCGUGGGCUUCUACUGCUUUCCUUCCAAGGGGCCCAUAUUCUCUUGGUGAUUACAUACAUAAUUCUAAAUACACAGGAGAAGCUAGAAAUACCUGAAAAUGUAUAUGAAAAUAGUAUUAUUUAGUGAAAGACUAUAUAAAGUAGGAUUCUUAGAUGUAUAUGUUUCUUAUAGUUUUCAGUGUUUAUGGAAUACCUUGUAAAAGUAUGUACUACAAUGAGAUAAAUUUUUAAAUGUGGAUACAUGUUCUGCAUGUUAUGUAAGACAAAUACGCUGAGUGGGUGCUCUUCAAAAUAAAACUAAUGUUCUCUCCUAGAAACAUUAAGAAAGACUAACUGUUCAGACAAAAAAGGUAAUAAAGUUACUAUAAG
Messenger RNA from Sus scrofa (pig), 1135 nucleotides. RefSeq names its product C-X-C motif chemokine ligand 10 (gene CXCL10). Lineage: Eukaryota; Metazoa; Chordata; Mammalia; Artiodactyla; Suidae. The record is from RefSeq and is marked provisional. Gene Ontology annotation, cellular component: extracellular region. Gene Ontology annotation, molecular function: chemokine activity. Gene Ontology annotation, biological process: defense response; chemotaxis; immune response.